GUUGUUUAGUCGGAAGGCGGAGUUCAGUCCAAUAAAGUCCUCUCUGAACCAGCAGUGGAGUCAGUAGUACUUCUCACUUUCACUGGAAUAAAGACUUUUUUGUCAUUUACUUGCUGUGUCUUGUUUGGACGGCGGCGGAAAGCGGACUAAAUACGGUUACAGUUUCACCUGCGGGAUAAGUCGAACUAACGUCACCUCGUGAAAGGUGCUGUGGAGUUGACAAUGAAGCACCUGUCAUUAUUGUGCCUGUAUGCACUGGUGACCCUGUAUGGCCAUAAGGUCGUGCAGUCCCAGGCUGCCUCCUAUGGUGAGCGGGGCUCUGAUCUUGGCAUACAGGUGUUUCAGCAAGUAGUCCAGUCCAAGCCCCUGGAAAAUGUAGUGCUUUCGCCCCAUGGCGUUGCUUCCAUCCUUGGCAUGUUGCUUCCAGGGGCCCAUGGCGAGACUCGGAAGCAGGUCCUCAAUGUUCUACGGUACAAGAAAAACGGCCCGUACAAGAUGUUGAAAAAGCUGCACAAGACCUUGACGGCAAAGUCCAACCAGGACGCCGUGCUGAUCGCCAACGCCAUGUUCAGCCAGGAGGGUUUCCCCAUGGAGAAAGCCUUCAUAUCCACCAACAAAGCCAACUUCCAGUGUGAGAGCAGGAGCUUGGACUUCAACAACCCACAGGGGGCAGCAGAUGAAAUCAAUGAAUGGGUUAACAAUAAGACCAAAGGUCACAUCCCCAGCCUGAUCAAAGCAGACAUGCUGGACUCGGCUCUGACCCGUCUGGUCGCUGUCAACUCAAUCUACUUCAAAGGCUUAUGGAAAUCUCGCUUUCAGCCCGAGAACACCAAGAUGAGACCUUUCAGCGGGGGCGACGGAAACGUAUAUAAAGUUCCGAUGAUGUCCCAGUUGUCUGUUUUCAACAUCGGCUUGGCCACCACGCCUCAGGGACUGUCAUAUAAGGUGAUAGAGCUGCCGUAUCACGGCAACACCAUCAGCAUGAUGAUAGUCCUGCCCUCUGAAGAGGACACACCUCUGUCCCAUUUUAUCCCGCACAUCAGCACAGCUACAGUGCAGAGUUGGAUCAAACUGAUGCACAUGAGAAAAGUCCGCCUGCUUAUUCCCAAGUUCACUGCUGAUGCAGAGGUGGAUUUGGAAGGCCCCCUCUCAGCACUGGGAAUAACAGACAUGUUCAGUCAGGGCAAGGCCGACUUCAGAAACCUCAGUGCUGAGCCUGUGCAUGUAUCCAAGGCGCUCCAGAAAGCCAAAAUUGUGGUGAAUGAAGACGGAACAAAAGCAGCAGCUGCCACUACUGCCAUUCUGCUGGCUCGCUCCUCCCCACCUUGGGUCACAGUGGACAGACCUUUCCUCUUCAUCAUCAGACAUAACCCAACAGGUACCAUUCUCUUUAUGGGCCAGAUUAACCAGCCUUGAGCCCAGCCGUCACUGGCCAGCCACUGGUAGCAUCAUAGGCUGACAUGGGAAAUGCUUCUACACUGCCAUGCACUCACACACAGACACACACACACACACACAGACUUUGCUGUAGACUUAUGUACAGUGUGAACAUAUGAUGUUAUUUGUUUUAAAUAUUGCUUUUUAUGUUACCCGUUUUCUGUAAUGCAUAACAUGCUUUAUAAAAAAUGUUUUGCUGACUAAAUUUUCCAGCCGUUUUAAUUUUUGUAUACCUUUUUUUGAAUUUAUUACAUUUUUAAAAGACUUUGAAUGUCAGUUGUGUAUUUUCUCAACUCUGGAGUAGGAUAAUCUGUUUAUUUAUCACGUUGCUGUUUCCAUUUAAAAUUUCUCUGUCUCAAGUCGUGUCACUCCAGUCAGUUCUAAGUUUCACUCCUAAGUUAUGGCAAUGUGCGUCCCAUCUUGAACAUUUUGCAUUACUGUUACUUUACAAUGAUUGUUUCCCUCACUGAGGAAGUCUUCUGUUAUCAUUCUUGCUUCAAAUUUGAUCAAAUAAAUACACAUAUUUAUAACA
Plectropomus leopardus (leopard coralgrouper) is the source of this 1969-nucleotide messenger RNA. RefSeq names its product serpin peptidase inhibitor, clade E (nexin, plasminogen activator inhibitor type 1), member 2 (gene serpine2). Gene Ontology annotation, biological process: negative regulation of plasminogen activation; negative regulation of endopeptidase activity. Gene Ontology annotation, molecular function: serine-type endopeptidase inhibitor activity. Lineage: Eukaryota; Metazoa; Chordata; Actinopteri; Perciformes; Serranidae. The record is from RefSeq and is a predicted model, not a curated record.